Schistosoma margrebowiei is the source of this 945-nucleotide messenger RNA. The record is from the annotation of a GenBank genome assembly. NCBI's taxonomy places the organism in Eukaryota, Metazoa, Platyhelminthes, Trematoda, Strigeidida, Schistosomatidae.
AUGGGAAAUUGUUUACAAAUUACAAAUUGUAAAAGAUUAUCAAAUCAUUUGAAUUUAUUACAUAAUAUUGAUCAUAAUCAUAAUGAUAAUGAUUAUAAUAGAAAAUCAAUAUUUAUUGAAGAUUUAAAUGAAUUCAAUCAAUAUUCUUUAUUCAAUAAUCAUCCAUUAAAACAAUUGAAUAAUAAUAAACAUGAUUUAUUAAAUGAGAAUUCUUUAAAUAAGUUUGAUUUUUAUUCAAUAUUAAAUGAUGAUAAUGAUAUUAGUAAUGAUAAAGAAUUGAAUUAUGAUUUUAACUAUUACAAUAAUUUAUUAAUUCAUAAUAAAUUUAUAAAUUAUUUUAUUCCUAUCAAAAAUAAGAAAAUGAAAUAUAAUACUACUAAUACUAAUACUACUAAUAUUACAAUGGUUAAAAAUCAUCAUAGUUACAAAAUGUUAAAAUCAACUCAUUGGCCAUUAAUUAAUACAUCUAUACUUGGAUUUACUAUUUUAACAUCGAAUAUGUUAAAUUUAAUAGAAUGGUUACAAUAUAAUGAUGAUGAAACGUAUUCAAUGAUCAAUUUUAAACAAUUAUCAAUAAAAAAUAAACAAAUGAAAAUAAAUUAUUUAAAUAAAACAAAUACAAAUAUUAAUAAUAAUAAUAAUAAUCAUAUCUUGUUACCAAGGGAUUGGUUACGUUAUACCAUGUUUAUGCAUCAAACAAAAUUGGAUACAAUUCAAUUUUUAACAAUAUUUCAUAGAAUGAAAUAUAUUUUACAUAGUUUAGAAAUAAAAACUGGUUGUAAAAUUUUAAUAAGUAAAUAUUUAUUUAUGUAUAAAGGGAAUUUAGUACGUAAAUUUGUUAUAGAUGGACCAAAUAAAAAACAAAUUCUUCAAUGUUAUUCUAGUUUACCUCAAUUAUUUAGUCGAUUAUUAAUAUUGGAAUGUGACAGACCAAGUAUAAUAUAA